Bufo gargarizans (Asiatic toad) is the source of this 11651-nucleotide messenger RNA. It is a transcript of the gene LYST, whose product is annotated as lysosomal trafficking regulator. Gene Ontology annotation, molecular function: protein kinase binding. Gene Ontology annotation, biological process: intracellular protein localization. Gene Ontology annotation, cellular component: cytosol; membrane. The record is from RefSeq and is a predicted model, not a curated record. Lineage: Eukaryota; Metazoa; Chordata; Amphibia; Anura; Bufonidae.
GCUUUUUGCAGCAUAGGCGGACGAGUCCGCGUCGCGUGACUGUCAGGCUGAACUACAGCAGCUGUGACUACCCGCGGAUGUGUGUGUUGAUUCAUCAUGGAUUUUCAUUGCAAUGACAUUGCUAGAGAAUUUUUGUCUGAUGUUAAUAAACUUUGUAGUGCCGAUGGGGAGAUUAGAGAUGAAGAAGAGGAAGAAAGUCAUAUGGCAGUUCUUGCGGAAUACUUACUGAAAGGAAGAGGACACUUGCUACUUACCACACUCAGUAAGACUGUCGAUCAGAGGUUGACAUGUCGAGAAGAACUUAUGACUUUAAUUUUGUCUCUGUUACCUCUGGUUUGGAAGAUUCCUGUGGAUGAAGACAAGGCAAUAGUGUUUAACCCAUUUUCCAAUGGAAUGGAAGCAGUUGCUACUAGUGAAAUUUUGCAUGCUCCUCAUAAUAGGACAGAUACUGAUGAAACAUUCCACUCAAGCUUUCUGCAUAGCUCAAAUACUGUGCCACAACAUAAACCAAGGCGUCAGCCCAAAAUUAUAUGUCGUUAUUCACUGAAGGAGGACCAAAGAACAUUUUCUUCAUCAGAUUCGGAGACUACUGCACAAGAACAGUCAUUGAUAAAGCAGAGAAAACUAUUUAGAAAACAUUCACCUGCAAAUAUCAGAGAUACCAUAAUAGCUGAAGAAAAUGCACAACAAAAGGGGGACUGCAAACCAGACUUAGAAACCACAUUUUCUGAAAUAAAUCAAACAGCCUCCUUUUCAAAUACAGAAUCUUCACCUUUUAGUCUUUGCCAGAUCCUGUUAUCUUUGCUUGAAAAAGUUAGCAAAUUCGAUAUAAUGCUGAAUCCUGGUUCUGUGCUUUCCAUUUGCAUCAUUCCAGCUUUAACGGAAUUCAUAUCAGAAAUUGGUGAUUAUUAUGCCCCUGGAAAGGGAACACUAGUAAAAGGUUGGACCAAGGAACCUGUGGCAUUAGUUCAGAGAAUGCUGUUACAUACAUUAUUUAGUGUUUUGUCUGUAGACAUUAGGGAAAAGGAUUUCAUGCCUGACAGUCUUAGAAAUAGUCUUAUUGACUUGUUGCGAACAUCUUUGAAACUAAAAUCUUACAUAAAUAAUACGCUAGACUCAAACCAAGGGCUGUUACAAGACACUAUGGGCAACAUACCUUUGUGUAGCCGUCAACACCAAGCUUUUUUUUUUCCAGAUCUCCUUGAAGGUGUUUUUCAAAUUAUGCUAUCAUGUCUUAAAUGUUCGGCACCAAACCCGCUCUAUUUUAGUCAAUGUAUAGAAAUUUUGCAUGACUUUAUUCAAUACAACGGCUUUAAUCUUUUUGAAAAAGCAAUUCUUCAGAUGGAAUCUUUAGGUCUGCAAUAUGAAACUCUACAUUCAGAGGCUUCUGAUCAUGUGCUGAUUCUUAUUAGCAGUGUACUAAAAAUAGUCAGUUUAGUAAAAAAGGUAAAAUCUGAACAGCUUCAUCAAUCAGUAUGUACAAGGAAAAGGCAUCGCAGAUGUGAGUUCUCUUACUUCUUGCACCACCACAGAGACCUAUCGGGUCUUCCUAUUUCCCUGUUCAAGAAUGAAAACCUUGAUGAAGGUAUGUCUGAAGAAAUCCAUUAUCCUGAGAGAAGUUGUUGCAUAGCGGUAUGCUCACUUCACUGCUUGCGUUUACUUCAAAGAGCAUCAGUGACCUCAACACACCUGCAAAUUCUCUCAGGAAUUCAGAAUGCUGGUAUUUGUUGUUGCAUGGAUCCAUUAUCAGUUGUCACCCCACUCCUUCAUGCUUUUAAAGUGCCAGCCUUAAAGAAUGUGCAGCACCAAAUAAUAAGUAUCCUUGAGCAUUUUCUACUAAAUCAAUUGGGUGGAAGCGAAAUAUCCAGUGUUCAGAAACAAGCGUCUUGUAACGUGUGUGUGAUGGACAGUGAUCCUUUAAUAGAGUUAAAGGAUACAUUUCAGUCGAAAGCUGAUACAACUCUUGUAACAGCUCAGUGCAGUAUGCCAUACAGAUUACAAGGGGUUUUACCGUGCGGAGGAUCUGAGGAUAUGAUGUGGAAAUGGGAUUCUUUAGAAGCUUAUCAGGAACUUGUGUUUAGCAAUGACUUCCAACUAAGCGUUCAUAUUUCUAGCCAUGUUUGCUACUUACUUCAAGAAGGAAAUGCAUUUAUUCAGCGGAAAUUGUAUACUCUUAUUUUUAAUGGAAUUCUGCAAAAAGGUGUGGACAUGGUUCAUUACUUCCAACAGUCUGGCACGUCUGCAUUGUGUAGCCAGCCUGACUCCAACCAGAAUGCAUGUUUCCUGGAAGUGCUUAAAGUUUAUUUAAAACGCUUACCAGAGUUGCUAAAAUCAAGGGUAGUACGAGAAACUUUCUUAAAUUUAAACGGAUUAAAUCAAGUUACUGAACUUACCUAUUUGGAUCCAUUGAGGUGUUUUUGUUUGAAAGUUUUUGAGACACUUAUUUGCUUUGAAGAGCAGCAAACUGAUCUUGUAGCUGCUCCUGCAGAUAUUGGUGGCGACGAUUCUUGCACACUUGCUUCAGUAUUUUCUGUCCAACUUUUGAAGCCUCAGGAAUGUAUAAAUGUUUCACAGAGUUUGAGUAAAGUCUACAGUGUUCUCAAAGAUUCAUGUUCAAAUAAAAGAAAGGAUAUCGAUCAGAAGAUGAACACGAUAAAUCUAUUUCUUUGUUUGACGUUUUUGAGUGUGAGCAAAGAUGCAGAGUCAGAUCUUGAAUUGAUCAAUGAAUCCGAAGACACAUCAGGUUAUGACAGCACUGCAAGUGAACCGCAAAAUAUUUUACCAAAGCUAAAUGCUGAAAGCUUGUUUUUGCCUCCAGUAGAACAGAUACACUGUGCUGCCGACAUUUGGUCUAUGUGUUACUGGCUUUACAUGCAAAAUUCAAUGUUCCAGAAGCAAUUUCUCAAAAUUGGUGGCUUUGAUUUGUGUUAUAAGCUUGUUCAGAUGAUGAUUAAUAACUUUCCUAGCUUUGAAGAUCUUACUACUGUCACACAUUCAGAGUCUUUAAAACAAUUUCCAGAUGAAAGCUCUGGCAUCGAAUCCCAUGAGCAAGGGCAACGUUUAAUCCCCAACCAAGAUUCCACUCGUGAUGUAUGCCAUUUGUUGCAACCUCCUAAUUGUUCAGAUGACAAAUCAAAUGUGUUGUCUUCUGGCAAAAAUAAUGCUCAAAUCUGGUCAUCUGGUGCUGGGAGACUAUUUGAGGCUUUGUUAUCCAUUUGUCUUCAUAGUGCACGAAACUGCCAAUUAAAAUCAGAUUUUGAAACUUUUCAGAAUCUUCCUGUCCAACAUGUCAUCCUUGAAAUACAAGAGCUACUUGCACAUUCAAGAAUACUGGAGACUAAUCUUUCACCGCAUAUUUUUGAUUGUCUUCUUCGUGUGGCUGUGUUAAAUUUCCCUUUACUAUGUAAUCCUUCUGAGGAACAAAGUGAAAAGGUACAGAUGUCUGAAGAGUUUGUUCUCGAUCAUGGAAAAAUUCCUGAACAUCCAGAUGAAAGCCACGGUUGCAAGUUAAGCAUUUUUGGAGAGGAAGAAGGAUAUGAAGCAGACAGUGAAAGUAACCCAGAAGAUGCAUCUGAAGAUGAUGAAGUCAAAACAAAACUUGAAGAAUUGUUAAGCACAAAUGAUGAACAAGAGAUGUGUACCAGCGGAGAACUAUUGUAUCCUGAAAUCUGUGCUUUAGUGCUAAAUUUACUUUCUGGAUAUCACGCAAACACAAGCUUAGUCAACAGAGUUUUCCACAGCAUUUUAAAAAUAUUGAGGAUGCGGAAAAAGAACAUUUUGCUUCUAGUUCAGCAGGGAACUACUAAAUCCUUACUAAAUGGAUUUCAUCAUAUUUUCUCAAGCACUGCUUCCGGGGUGCAAGAAUGUGGUGAAAUAUUAAUCAGCAUAUUGGUUACAUUGAUGAGUCACAGUAUAAAUUCAUGCGAAUUAGCUUUCUUGUUGCAUUGUUUUCUGGAAAAUACUUUGCCUAAUGAAAUGCUCAUAAAUGGAAUUCUCAAGAUCACUGAGGCCAGCAAUGGCAUUAUACCUCUAAAACAUCUGACUUUCCCUCUGCAGCAGAACUUAGUUGUAACAAGUGGUGUUGCACAGAAAUCUCCUGGUUCUACUUUUGCAAAAACAGCAGGAUUCUGUCGAAGAACAAAAAUAUGGCAAAAUAAAGAUGUCAGUUGUGAUAAUUUGCUUUCUCCGUGGCACAUUGCACCUAUUCAUAUACCUUUGGUUGGCCAGAACUGUUGGCCACAUAUGUCUGAUGGAUUCAGUUUUACUCUGUGGUUAAAACUUGAGUGCAAUCAGGAAUUAGACAGCGCCAUAAGAGGAAAGCAAACAAAGAAGAAAAAGAAAAUCCCUUUUCAAGUGCAAAGUACAGUAGCAGACAAGACUUCUGGGGCACAUUUUUCCACUUGUGAGAGACUUUUAGAUGAUGGCUGUAUACAUGUGCUUUCCCUGGGCUCUAAGGUGCUCAUGAUGCAGAUCUGGUUGAAUGUGGCAUUGGGUCGUUUUACUUUUAGACUAUGCUCAAGUACCAGUGAUGAAUAUAAAUGGACCCCGUUGGCACAAGUUGAAAUGCAAGAGAGCAUUUUAUAUCCUGGACAUUGGCAACACUUGGCUUUUACAUGUAAAGAUGUUUUUGAAACAAAGAACAAAGUGUGCAGUAAAAUAAUGUUAUGGAUCUCUGGACAGAGGGUAACAGAGGUUACUCUUGAGUAUAAUCCUCCUAGAAAAGGAAGCCUUUCAUCUGACUCCAAUCGAACAGUUUGUAUGAUUGGUCAUGUGUCAUCUCAAGAAGACAAUAUUCUUUCAGGAAGACAGUUGUGUCUAGGAAACCUGCUACUCUUUAAUGGUCCUAUUCUUGGCAUAGAAGAAGCAUUUCAUUUAUAUUGUCGAGGUCCAGAUUUUACUUCAUUAAUGACUUGUAAACAUGGAAAUGUUAUUAUUGAUCAUUGCAAAUAUAUAUCAAAAGAAAUCCUGCAAAAUGAAAAAAUUCACAGUUUUCUUAUUAAAAACAAAGGAGUUGACCUAGCCUCUUUAGCUGAAAAUCUUGCUGUCGUGUAUGAUAUGGAAAACCCAUCAAUUUACACAAUUUACGAACCAGUAAUCAGGAUGAGAGGAAGCUUGAAAGCCACAUCAUCCCAAAGACCAUUUAGUACAAAGGAAGUUAUAAGCAAAUGCUUGGAUUCCCAGUCACUAAAAAUGUUAAAUCCAUGUUAUGAAAUAAACAUUCACAGUGUUCUGCAUGAGAUUGGUGGAAUUGGAGCAAUGGUGUUUCUCUUUGCAAGGAUUGUGGAGAUCAGUAGUUGUGAAAAAGCACAAUCAUCAGGAUUACAGAUUAUAUUGUCUUUAAUAAAAUAUAACCAGCACAGAAUACAGGAAAGUGAAAACUGUGAUAUAUAUCCCAUGAUACACAAAGUUUUAAUUCAACCGAAAUGUAUUAUGGGUUUUCAUAUGCUAAAGACCAUUUUGAAAGGAUGCACUGGUGAUUGGUUACUCAGUACAAAUGAGAAUGAAAAUGUUUGCCUAAAUUAUGAAACUACUGCUGUGAUUCAAGAUGUUGAUCUAUUAGAACACCUACUCUUAGACUGGAAAAUUUGGUCAAAAGCAGAGGUUGGAGUUUGGCAAACUUUAAUGACCACUCUGGAAAUGUUAAUCAGAGAUACCCAUCCGUACAAAGUGUUUAAUAUAAAGCAGUUAUUAAAAGCCAGAGUCGUGAAUCACUUCCUGCUUGGUUGCCAGGUGCUACAGGAGCACAAGGAGGGCCAUAUAGCAUCCAUCCCUCAAGAGGUUUGUGGAUCGUAUAUAAAAAUCAUUGAAGAAGUACUUGGCUCUCCUCCGGAGUUGGACCUUCUGAAGUUAAUCUUCAGUUUCCUAUUGGCAGUCCACCCACCUACAAACACUUUUGUUUGUCAUAAUCCCAAUAGUUUUUUCUUUUCUUUACACAUAGAUGAUAAAAUAUUUGAAGAGAAACUUAAAUCAGUAAUAAAUCAAAGACAUUCUUCAAUUGGAGGCCAAUCUGCAGCCAGUCCUGUGUUUUCAAGCAAAGGAGCUGAAAGUUAUGUAUUUUCAUCAACGCAGCAUGUACAGCUUCCUGUGGUUGAGAGGUCUCGUUCCAAGAGUUUGCCAGUAUCCCCUUCUUGUUCGCCCAGAGUGCAGCCAAAAAGGUUAGAAGGGAGCUUUAGUAAGAGUAUCGUUGAUUUGACAGACAACAAGGAACCGAAGGAAGAUGCUGUGUGUAACUAUGACCACAGAUUAGACGUUUUGAUAAAAGAAUCAGCCCAGACAGUAUGUGAAUGGGGUAAUCGUCCCGACUGUAUCACAAUUACAGAGCCACCUAAAGAAGAUUCAGACAAUUUCACUCUAAACGAUGUCAAGCAUACUUAAACUCAAGAAAGCACUUGCGAGGACACAGUUUUGAGGAGGCCUGAUAAACUUAAAGGAAUUUACUCGCCUAAAGGACAAGGCAGUAUUGCAAGCAUUAGUCUUGAUUUUCCUUCAGUUGCAUCUUUUCCCAGUGCAAGUUGGGCAGAUGAUCCUGAGAAGAAAAAAAUGGAAGAUUGGGAGAACUUUUCCUUCUCCCCGGUAGUUGGUCCAGUCAAUAUGGAAGAGAGACCAGUGGAUGAAUGUAUGCACCUUGUGUGCUGCGGGCUUUAUAACCUUUUAUGUGGAGUGGUAAUCACUAUGCCGGAUAUCAUGGUAGCUGAUGUUUUGAAAAAAAUUAUACAAGCCGAUGUCCUCAUAGUGUUAGUCAAUCAUCCAUCUACACUUAUUCAACAAGGAGUCCUGAAAUUACUGAAUGCAUAUUUUCAUCGAGCAUCUAAAGAAGAAAAGGAGGCUUUUCUAAAGAAAAGUGGUUUCUGUCUGCUUGCCAACCAGUUGUAUCUCCAUCAGGGAAGUCACGAGGUUUUAGAAUGCUUAUUGGAAAUAUUCUUUGGACGACGUAUUGGACUGGAUGAGGAGUUUGAUGUUGAUGAAAUCAAAGCUGCAAAUGCCUUCAAGAAGUGGUGCCUCAUUCCAGUUCUUGGGUUGAUUGAGAAUUCUUUACAUGAUGCCAGCCUGUUGCAUACUUUGUUUUGCCUUUUGCUUCAAAUCAUUAAUUCCUGCUCAAAAGUUGCAGAUAUGCUGCUUGAUAGUGGUUUGCUAUAUGCUUUGUGUAAUACAUUAGCAACCCUAUGUGGUAUAGAAACGAGUGUUUCCAAGAGUGAAUAUAUUUUGCUGGCUUGUGACUUGCAGCAACUGCUGAUAGCUGUCACCAUACACUCCUGCAGUUCAUCUGGAUCCCAGUAUUUUCGCAUUGUUGAAGAUUUGAUAGUGAUACUUGGAUAUUUGAAUGAAAGCAAAAACAAAAAAUUGCAAAAUAUGGCUGUUGUAAUGCAGUUCAAAAUAUUAUACUCUGCUGUUGAGUUCAUAAAAACAACUUCAAACCAAGACACUCAAGCUGUUUGUACCACUUAUCAUUCCCAUCAGUCUUCUUAUGCAAAAUACCCUAAAAGAAAAAAUACUGCAGGUGCACAAAAGUUAUCAAUUGCACAGUCAGAUCCUCUCUUGAUGACUAUGCGUUCAUUUGCAACCAGUGAACUUACAGAACUGAUGCACAGAAGAAUGAGUCAAGAAAAUCCAACAAGAGCUACUGAAUCAGAGUUUGUGCAGAGACUACAGAGGCUGACGGUCCUUUCUGUCAACAGACUUAUUUAUCAAGAUAUUGUCGAAGAGAAAGGGGAUCCAGAGUUGUGUUUACAAGAUUCUGAAGAUGAGUUACAGUUGAAUGUUUUCCAUGUUAAAAAUGAAUUUCAAAGUGAAUUAUUGAGAGUCAUGAUUGAUGGGAUUAUACUCUUAUUGGGCCCAGGUAGAGCAAGCUCUCCCAAGCACCAGUGGAAAACUACACUUUACCAGUGUUCUGACACAUUUCGUGUUCAGCUUGGGAGACUUUUGGCUCAUCUUUUGUCACCUUCACAAACAAUUGAAAAUCGAAGAAAAAUUCUUCAAAUAGUCAAUGAACCAAGAUAUCAGGAUAUUUUAACCGAAUGUUUAAGUCCUGGUUUGCAACAUGGACCUAAGAUGGCUCUGUAUUUGUUUGAAUUGAUGUACAAUCACAAGGAAGAUUUGACCAAAGAAGACCAAACCAUGGGAACCUUACUAAUGAGUGCUUUAAAGAAAUCUGGUUAUAAAUGUAUUCCUCCAAACGCUCCACUAAAGAUGGAUCUACUUAAGACUUCCAAAGAGGAACAGAGAAAAUGUGAGAAGGAAGAACUUGCAAAUAAAGCAGCUUGGAAGAAAACUAUUGUAAACAAUCAGCAAAAACUUUUCCAACGUCUAGAAUCAAAAUUGAAAGAAAUUUCCAAAAUAGCUGGCGAUAUAACUCAGAGUGUUUCUUUGUCUCAAGGAAUGGAAAGAAAGACUGUUAUACAACACAUUCGCAAUAUGUACAAAGUUGAAUUAAGUGCAAGUAGGCAUUGGCAUGAACUUGUCCAGCAAAUGACUCAUGACAGGGCUGUUUGGUAUGACCCAACAUCAUAUCCAACCUCUUUUCAGCUUGAUCCAACAGAGGGUCCGAAUAGAGAAAGAAGGCGCUUACAAAAAUGCUACUUAACAAUUCCAAACAAGUACAUUCUCAGGGACAGACAAAGACAAGAAGAAUCUAUUAAGCCACCUCUGUCUUACUUUUUUGAGGACAAAACAGAUUCUUCUUUAUCUUCUACUGUAAAAGAGAAAGCAGCAAGUGAACUUAUAAGGGUAAAUCGCAGGUGUAUCAGUGUUGCACCAUCACGAGAAAACAUUGGAGAACUCUUAUUAGGGCAAACUGGCAUGUAUUUUGUUGAGGACUCUUCAAGUGAUACAAUAGAAUCUAAUGCACUCCUUGGGGAAUCAGAACCUGCAUCGUUUUCCUGGACUUACGAAGAAAUAAAAGAAGUACACAAGCGCUGGUGGCAGUUAUGUGAUAAUGCUGUCGAAAUUUUUCUGACAAAUGGGAGAACCUUGUUGCUGGCUUUUGUCAAUACAAAGGUUCGAGAUGAUGUGUAUCAGAACAUAUUGACCAAUUAUCUUCCUAAUCUGUUGGAAUAUGGAAACAUUACGGCUUUAACACAACUCUGGUGUUCUGGGCAGAUAACCAACUUUGAAUAUCUAACUCACUUGAAUAAACAUGCUGGACGAUCAUUCAAUGACUUAAUGCAGUAUCCUGUUUUUCCAUUCAUACUCAGUGAUUACACCAGUGAAACACUUGACCUUAACAGCACCUUAAUAUACAGGAAUCUUGUGAAACCUAUUGCUGUUCAAUCAAAAGACAAAGAAGAUCGAUAUAUAGAUAAUUACAAGUAUUUAGAGGAUGAGUAUUGCAAAGCAGAUAGAGAAGAUGACCCAAUGCCUCCAGUGCAGCCAUAUCAUUAUGGAUCACACUACUCAAACAGUGGUACCGUGCUUCACUUUUUAGUCAGAUUACCUCCUUUCACCAAAAUGUUCCUAGCAUAUCAAGAUCAAAGCUUUGAUAUCCCUGACAGAACCUUCCAUUCUAUGAAUACAACGUGGCGAUUGUCUUCUUAUGAAUCAAUGACGGAUGUAAAAGAGUUGAUUCCAGAAUUUUUCUACUUACCAGAAUUUUUAGUAAACAGAGAAGGCUUUGAUUUUGGAAUACGUCAAAACGGAGAACGUGUAAAUCAUGUAAAUCUUCCACCUUGGGCACGGAAUGAUCCUCGACUUUUCAUCCUGAUUCAUCGACAAGCUCUUGAGUCAGACUAUGUUUCUCAAACCAUGUGUCACUGGAUUGAUUUGGUAUUUGGCUAUAAACAGAAAGGACGUGCUGCUGUUCAAGCCAUCAAUGUUUUCCAUCCAGCUACCUAUUUUGGAAUGGAUGUUUCAGCAGUUGAAGAUCCCGUACAGAGGCGGGCUAUAGAAACUAUGAUAAAAACAUAUGGGCAAACUCCACGCCAACUUUUCCACUCAGCCCAUGUGAGUCGCUCGGGAUCAAAGCUUUUAAUGGAAGGAGAACUCCCUGCAGCUAUGGGAUUGCUAGUUCAAUUUGCUUUUCGGGACAACAAAGAGAACACCAAAGAAUCUACAUAUCCUAGCCCACUACCUUGGAUACGAGGACUAAAAUGGGGGGAAUAUGUUGGAUCACCAAGUGCUCCAGAUCCCACUGUCUGCUUCAGUCAGCCUCAUGGAGAAAAAUUUGGAUGCUUACAGGCAUUACCUACUAGAGCGAUAUGUGGAUUAUCAAGAAAAUUCUGCUUAAUGAUGAGUUACAGUAAGGAACAAGGUGUUCGAAGUAUGCACAGCACCGAUAUUCAGUGGUCUGCAAUACUAAGCUGGGGGUAUCCUGAUAAUAUUCUGAGACUGAAAAGCAAACAGAGUGAGCCUCCUGUAAAUUACAUUCAUUGUUCAGAAUUGCAUCAGAUAACAAGUUGUGCUUGGGUCCCAGACAGCUGUCAGCUUUACACUGGCAGCAAAUGUGGUGUCAUCACCGCAUACUUAAAUCGUUUCACUAAUUCAACGCCUGUGGACAUUGAAGUGCAGUCACAGAUAGAACUUUAUGGUCACUCUGGAGAAAUUACCAGCCUGUUUGUUUGUAAACCAUACAGUAUACUGAUAAGUGUCAGCAUGGAUGGAACUUGUAUUAUAUGGGAUUUAAACAGAUUAUGCUAUGUUCAAAGUCUCGCCGGCCACAAAAAUCCUGUAACAGCAGUUUCUGCUAGUGAGACAACAGGAGACAUUGCAACAGUCUGUGAUUCUGUUGGAGGUGGCAGUGAUCUAAGACUUUGGACUGUAAAUGGUGAUCUCAUUGGGCAUGUACAUUGCAGAGAGAUCAUUUCCUGUGUUGCAUUUUCAAACCAACCAGAGGGAAUAUCUGUUAAUGUAGUUGCUGGAGGACUGGAAAAUGGCAUUGUACGGUUAUGGAGUACAUGGGAUUUGAAGCCAGUUCGUGAAAUAACCUUUCCAAAGUCAAAUAAGCCAAUAGUAAGCCUUACUUUUUCCUGCGAUGGCCAUCAUCUUUACACAGCAAACAGUGAGGGUACAGUGAUUGGCUGGUGUCGCAAGGACCAACAACGUCUGAAAUUACCCAUGUUUUACUCAUUCCUCAGCAACUAUGCAGCUUGUUAAAAGUUAUAAACACUUAGGGGCCAUUCACACGAUCGUAUUUUUCUGUCCACAUCUAUUCUGCAAUUUUGUGGAUUGGAUGCGGACCCAUUAAUUUCAGUGGGGUUGCAAAAGAAAUGUAUGUCCAUUCUGCGGCUCCACAAAUAAGACAGAACAUGUCCUGUUCUUGGUCGUUUAUGCGGACAAGAAUAGGCAUUUCUAUCAUAGGGGAGGACUAGCCGAUCUGCAAAAGGGGAAAUGCCCAAUGCCGGUAUCUGUAUGUUGUGGAUCCGCAAUAUGUGCUGUGUAAAAACAGACAAAAGUUUACUCUAUUCCAGUACUGGUAACAUUUUAAAAUAUCUGUGCUUUACAUGUAUUUUAAUAUAUAUAAAGCCCAAUAUAUAUUUUGUCAAGAAGAUGGGAAUAAUUACAGUAUGCUUUCUGAAUUUUUUAGCUGUAUUCGUUAAAGCAUUUUUGUGUGGAUAUUGCAUAAUACUGACCUUAAAGUGUAACUGCCAUUCUAUUUUUAUUUUUGUAAUGUGUAGGGGCAACUAACCAUUUUUGUAAUAUACCGGAUUUUGGGCUUUAUA